AAAAAAAAAAAUAUGUUAUAACAUUGGAAUCAUCAGUCUCUAAGCAGUAGUAUCACACCAAACUCAAAUAUGGCUACUACCACUGCAGCAGCAGCCUCAGGUAUCUUUGGGAUCCGGAUUCAAGAUCCUAGACCUGGAACCGGUAGGGUCCAAGCCCGGUUUGGGGGGUUUAAUUUCGGAAAAAAGGAACCUGCUCCACCCCCAAAGAAGUCAAAGCCGGUCCAAGACGGGUUUGGGGGGUUUAGUUUCGGGAAAAAGAAACCAGCUCCACCGCCAAAGAGGUCAAAGCAGGUCCAAGACGACGGAGACAGACUAGUCUGGUUCCCCGGCGCAAACCCGCCUGAAUGGUUGGACGGAUCGAUGAUCGGAGACCGUGGUUUCGACCCUUUCGGUUUAGGUAAACCGGCUGAGUAUCUUCAGUUCGAUUUCGACGAGCUUGACCAAAACCUUGCCAAGAACGUGGCGGGUGACGUCAUCGGGGUCAUCCAAGAGUCGUCGGAGAUCAAAGCGACGCCGUUUCAACCGUACACUGAAGUCUUUGGGAUCCAACGGUUCAGAGAAUGUGAGCUGAUCCAUGGAAGGUGGGCCAUGCUUGGUGUUCUUGGCGCCCUCGCCGUCGAGGGUCUCACCGGAAUCGCAUGGCAAGACGCCGGAAAGGUUGAAUUGGUGGAAGGGUCGUCGUAUUUGGGACAGCCAUUGCCGUUCUCGUUGACGACGUUGAUAUGGAUAGAGGUGUUAGUGGUCGGGUACAUCGAGUUCCAACGUAACGCUGAGCUUGAACCGGAGAAACGGAUUUACCCGGGUGGGUAUUUUGACCCGCUGGGACUCGCGUCUGACCCAGAGAAGUCGGAUACAUUGAAGCUGGCGGAGAUAAAGCACUCUCGUCUCGCCAUGGUCGCAUUUCUCAUCUUUGCUCUUCAGGCGGCCUUUACAGGCAAAGGCCCCAUCAGCUUCCUCGCCACCUUUAGCAGUUAAGGGAUGAGCCUUUCUAUCUUUAUUUUAUCCAAAAAAAAACAUAUCUUAUACUUUUAAAACUGUAUUAUGUAUGUUAUAUCAGAGGUACGUCGUUUAUUUGUUUGGUGUUGUUGGAACUGGUUUAUCGUAUGUUGAUCUUGUGUGUAAAGCAGGCUUGGUUGAGUUUAUA
Camelina sativa (false flax) is the source of this 1144-nucleotide messenger RNA. The record is from RefSeq and is a predicted model, not a curated record. NCBI's taxonomy places the organism in Eukaryota, Viridiplantae, Streptophyta, Magnoliopsida, Brassicales, Brassicaceae.